Molecule: messenger RNA, 5527 nt
Organism: Gorilla gorilla gorilla (western lowland gorilla)
Lineage: Eukaryota; Metazoa; Chordata; Mammalia; Primates; Hominidae
Gene: FLYWCH1
Product: FLYWCH-type zinc finger 1
Exons: 14
Coding region: 793-3045 (750 amino acids)
Source: RefSeq, a predicted model, not a curated record
UGCUCCGAGGUAGCGCGCCUGAGCGUUCCGCAAGGCCGGCUCCCCGGCGGGGUCGCGCGCGCGGUCACGGGGCUCGCUCCCGAGGGGCAGGUCGGGGCUGGGAGCUGGCGCUGGGGUCGGGGUGGCGGCGGCGGCCUGGGCCGCGAGGUCGACGCCCGCUGCUGCAGCGGCAGAGGCUGAAGGAUCCGCCGCGGCGCUGUCGCCGGAGAGGGAGGGCCCCGCUGCCGUCGGUGAAACCAGCCCAGAGAAGUUACGGGAUUUGCCCCCGGGUCUCCUGCCCAGCAAGCCAGCGCCGUGACCCAGGUGUGGGGGAUGAUGGUGACACGUCUCACUCACGUGUGAAGAUCUGUUCAAGCACAUGUGUCUUGGAAGCCGUUUAAACAGAAGUGGGAAGUGGUCGCCAGAGGACUGCGCUCUCUCCUGUCACUUCCUGUGACUCCGGCUGGAACUCGUGGUGACCUCAGAAUUCUCCAUACACCAGCACAGCCCCGUCCCCGACCAGCCGAGGUAGCAACAGCAACAGCUCCGGCACAAGGGCUCUGCGCACCAGGCCCACAUGCCUGAGACAGGUGCCUGGCAUCCUGGUGAAGCACAUGGUUUCCAAAAAAGGUCCUGACAAGUCCCUGGACAUCUGAGCAGAAACGGGUCUCAGCUUCCCGCCUCUUCAGCCUCAAGUGUAUCACAGGCGUCUGUGCCUCACUAUCCUCGUCUAUAACUGGGAUGGAACCACUGCACUCCAGGUUCCUUGCUGGGGGCUGAGUGUGGCCUGAGGGACAGGCCCUGGGUCCCGGGAUGCCCCUGCCUGAGCCCAGCGAGCAGGAGGGCGAGAGUGUGAAGGCCGGCCAGGAGCCAUCCCCCAAGGCAGGCACGGACGUCGUCCCGGCAGCCCCCAGGAAGCCCAGGGAGUUCUCCAAACUGGUCCUGCUCACAGCCUCCAACCAAGAUGAGGAUGGGGUGGGAUCCAAGCCCCAGGAAGUGCACUGCGUCCUGUCCCUGGAGAUGGCUGGCCCCGCCACCCUCGCCAGCACCGUGCAGAUCCUGCCAGUUGAGGAGCAGGGAGGGGUGGUCCAGCCAGCCCUAGAGAUGCCUGAACAGAAGUGCAGCAAGCUGGAUGCAGCAGCCCCUCAGUCCCUGGAGUUCCUGAGGACACCAUUUGGGGGCCGCCUCCUGGUGCUGGAGUCCUUCCUGUACAAGCAGGAGAAGGCAGUGGGGGACAAGGUGUACUGGAAGUGCCGCCAGCAUGCUGAGCUGGGCUGCCGGGGCCGGGCCAUCACCCGAGGCCUGCGGGCCACAGUGAUGCGGGGCCACUGCCACGCGCCUGAUGAGCAAGGCCUGGAGGCCCGGCGCCAGAGGGAGAAACUGCCCAGCCUGGCCCUGCCAGAGGGCUUGGGAGAGCCCCAGGGUCCUGAGGGCCCUGGAGGCCAAGUGGAGGAGCCCCUGGAGGGGGUGGGCCCGUGGCAGUGCCCUGAGGAGCCCGAGCCCACUCCUGGGCUGGUGCUGAGCAAGCCAGCCCUGGAGGAGGAGGAGGCACCCCGAGCCCUGUCACUGCUGAGCCUGCCGCCCAAGAAGCGCUCGAUCCUGGGGCUGGGACAGGCCCGGCCCCUCGAGUUCCUGAGGACGUGCUAUGGGGGCAGCUUCCUGGUACACGAGUCGUUCCUCUACAAGCGGGAGAAGGCUGUCGGGGACAAGGUGUAUUGGACCUGCCGGGACCACGCGCUGCACGGCUGCCGGAGCCGGGCCAUCACCCAGGGACAGCGGGUGACUGUGAUGCGUGGUCACUGCCACCAGCCUGAUAUGGAGGGCCUGGAAGCCCGGCGGCAGCAGGAGAAGGCCGUGGAGAUGCUGCAGGCGGGGCAGGACGGCCCUGGGAGCCAAGUGGACACACUGCUCCGAGGCGUGGAUAGUCUGCUCUACUGCAGGGGUCCGGGUCCCCUGACUCUCACCAGGCCUCAGCCCAGAAAGCGAGCAAAGGUCGAAGACCAGGAGCUGCCAACCCAGCCCGAGGCCCCAGACGAGCACCAGGACAUGGACGCAGACCCUGGAGGCCCUGAGUUCCUGAAGACGCCCCUGGGGGGCAGCUUCCUGGUGUACGAGUCCUUCCUCUACCGGCGGGAGAAGGCGGCUGGGGAGAAGGUGUAUUGGACCUGCCGGGACCAGGCCCGCAUGGGCUGCCGCAGCCGCGCCAUCACCCAGGGCCGACGGGUGACUGUCAUGCGUGGUCACUGCCACCCGCCCGACCUGGGGGGCCUGGAGGCCCUGAGGCAGCGGGAGAAACGCCCCAACACGGCGCAGCGGGGGAGCCCAGGCUCCUGUGCUGCUGUGCUGCUGUGUCCUGCAGGGUCCUCCUGCCUCCCGAGCCUCCCCGCUCCACAUGGCCCCUGCCCAGCCCUCUCCAUCCCUCUUGAAGGAGGCCCCGAGUUCCUGAAGACGCCCCUGGGGGGCAGCUUCCUGGUGUACGAGUCCUUCCUCUACCGGCGGGAGAAGGCGGCCGGGGAGAAGGUGUAUUGGACCUGCCGGGACCAGGCCCGCAUGGGCUGCCGCAGCCGCGCCAUCACCCAGGGUUGGCGGGUCAUGGUCAUGCGCAGGCACUGCCACCCACCGGACCUGGGCGGCCUGGAGGCCCUGCGGCAGCGGGAGCACUUCCCCAACCUGGCGCAGUGGGACAGCCCAGAUCCUCUCCGGCCCCUGGAGUUCCUGAGGACUUCCCUGGGGGGCAGGUUCCUGGUGCACGAGUCCUUCCUCUACAGGAAGGAGAAGGCGGCUGGGGAGAAGGUGUACUGGAUGUGCCGGGACCAGGCUCGGCUGGGCUGCCGCAGCCGCGCCAUAACCCAGGGCCACCGCAUCAUGGUCAUGCGCAGCCACUGCCACCAGCCUGACCUGGCAGGCCUGGAGGCCUUGAGGCAACGGGAGCGGCUCCCCACCACGGCCCAGCAGGAGGACCCAGAAAAGAUUCAAGUUCAGCUGUGCUUCAAGACGUGUUCUCCUGAAAGCCAGCAGAUUUAUGGGGACAUCAAAGACGUCAGACUGGAUGGCGAGUCCCAGUGAGGCGAUGUGGGCAGAGGAGCUCUGAGCCGCCCACCCAAGGUGGCUUCACAUCCACACAGGCACUUCCCAUCCACUUAGGUUUGGCUUAGCAGAAACUUCUUUUCAUUCUUCCAAAGCAUCGAUGGUCUUCGCGUCUCCUCAGGAGGUCUCCCAGGAGGAAUUCUUGGAUGGUGUCCUCGUGUCGGCGGAGAACAGUGCUCAGAGCUGGCGCUUGCAGAUGCAGCUGUCGUGGGGCAGGGCGGUGGCACCUUCCUGACCUUUGGAAGACAUGACAAAGCUGCCUGGAUACGGACGCCCCUGCUGUACGGCCACAGCACCCCUGGGUUUGCAGAGCACGCAGCCUUCCUAGGGCUUUCCACCUGGCGAGGCCCCGCUCUGCUCAGCACGGUGCAAAGUGAAUGCCGCUGUCUUGGAGCCUGGGCACGUUUGGGGAAGUUCCUGCUUCAAACUGAGCUGCCCCGCAAAGGCCAGGUCAACCCACACCGAUCUUUUCUGGACAGGUGCUGGGUAGGCCUUCCUGGUCUCUGGCCGCCUGCUGCCAGGGUGUGGCCAUCCCCAGCAACCGGAGCCGGCCAAACCAGAGGCCUCGCUCCGCGCUCCACACUUUGCUUUCUGUGCUCCUUCCAAGUUAAAUUAAACCCCCUCUCCACAAUUCCCACGGCAGACGUCACUCCUCGAGAUGGGAGCCAGCCCAGGGGUCAGCAGGAGCCAGUGCUGGGCACACGUGCCCUGGCUGAGGCCAGCGGCAUCCUGGGUGGCUCAGGUCCAUCCUGGGCAGCAAAAGCGUGUCCCCUUCUGUCAGACAGCUUCACAGAGUGUGGCUUCACCAGUCAGAGGGAGCAGUCCGGAGAGGCAAGAUGACCCCACCGGGACUGCAAAGCCUCCUGCUUACUAACAAGGACCUGUCCGCAGCCGCGAGGUCCUUCACUCCCACCCUGUAAUUGUAGGGGGAGUGCCAGCAACAGGCCUGUCCCCUGGCAAGUUGGCCAUGGAGCCCACCAUGCACUGCCAGGCUGUGACAGCCUGGGCACCCCUGCUUCUCCUCUGCUUAUGCGGUUCCCCCAAUAAAUCCUAUUUUCCAUCUCACCGUGUGGAGCUGGGAUUUGUUCACAUCCCUCUUGCAGCAACAGUUGGCCGCCGUGAAACCACACUCCGUCACAUCUCCAUGCCAGUGCCCAGGGGGAGACCCCUCCCCAUGCCUGGGCUGUUACAGUCACCUGGCCCAGACGUAACCUGGACCAAGAGUGGACGGAGACACCUGGAGUUGGGGCCUCUGGAAGCGCUGCUGAGGGGCCGGCUGCAGCCUGUGGCUUCUCCCAGGCCCGGAUAUGGCAGGACAUUUGCGUCGUGUUGCUGGAAGAGGCAGGAUGCUCUGUUCUCGCCAUUAGCCUGCGUUACCCCUAGACUCAUCUGCAUAAGCCUGGGCAAGUGGCACCCCUGGGCUAAGGGCAGACUUGCCCACCUGUCCAUCCUUUGCCUAUGGCAGAGGACACACAACACAGUGGCUGCGCUUUGGGCAGUGUUCUUGGCCCUGAAGCAUCCUGCCCCGAGGCUGACCGAACUGCCCCCAGCUGCACUCAUGGCCAAGGCUACAGACCCAGUACUCCAAUCCCGACUCCCACUGUGUGGUCCAAGUGUGCACGCCCACAGGAGGCAGCCAUGCCCGAGGAAGGUACUUGCUGAAAGAUGGUCCAGUUCAUGCCGCCACCAGCUGGACCUCUGAUCAGGCCCCCUGCAGAAGGGGAAGCUCCCCACGUGCCCAAGAUACGAGAGAAACGCCCGGGUCACAGCAGCCUGAGUCACUGCAGCCUCUGCUACCUGCCAAGCCUGCGCCCUCCACCUGUGGGCUCCUUGCCUCUGUGAUGGGGCCUCCACGGCCAGCAUCUUCCCGCCAUGGUCACAUGAUGCCAUGCCCUGCUCUGGGCACCCCUAAGCGGGUAUGAGGUGAAUCAGAGGAAGAAUAUCAGCUUCUCUUCCCUUCUGGACAUUUGCGUCAUUGACCGGGACUGGCCCACUCUUCCUCUGCCUCACGCCUGCUUUGACCUUAGAAGACAGACGGCAGCCCCCGUUGCUGGGCUGAGAUUCUCCAAUGGACGUGAAUUUGGAUGAUGCUGUUGCCUUGGGUGGCUUCAUGGCCACCAACCCGCACCCUGGUGGCCACUCAGCCAUGACAAGGGCCUGACAGCCACUAAGUGAGCUUCAGAGCCUUCCCCUUGGAAAGUUCCAGGGCCACCAGAUGUCGCCUGCCCAGUCACUGUCACAGAGUUAAAGUGUGCGGGUGAACGCUGGCCGCAGAGCGUGCAGCCCAGCAGCAGCUCAGCGGGGCAGCUCCUGCUUCCAGCCCUGCCUCUGCUGGUGCUUCGCCCACAAACCCUGCCGUAUGACAUUUGCACCACAUGGUGUGUGUCUGUGCCCUUUGACAUGACAGUGCCAACAACAUCUCAUGAAAUUUAAAAUAAAUCCCCAAGGCAUCAGAAACGUA